Molecule: messenger RNA, 7744 nt
Organism: Anastrepha ludens (Mexican fruit fly)
Lineage: Eukaryota; Metazoa; Arthropoda; Insecta; Diptera; Tephritidae
Product: probable serine/threonine-protein kinase DDB_G0282963
Exons: 5
Coding region: 1458-4844 (1128 amino acids)
Biological process (GO): sensory perception of sound
Source: RefSeq, a predicted model, not a curated record
UGGUUGUUUCGUUGGUUGGCAAGUGGCAAAGCGCCAUACCUGAUCGCAGGUAGUUUUAGUCGGCGACGUGAUAUUGAAUGAAUCGUACGCGCGUUUUAUCAUCGAUACCGUUAUUACACGUAGUAAAGUACUAAGUACUAAACCAAGUCGAUUUGCGUUAAGUUGUGUGGCGUUAACGAAAACAAAAACACAUACAAAAAACACGAAACACCAGCCAACCGUGUGUACGUACGGUGAGCCAGCGGUGAGAAACGAUUGCAGUUUACAGUUUCAUACAAAGUUGCAGCAUUAAUUACAGCGGCAGUACAGUGCGGUGUAUUACCGAUCGACAUAUAAAUAAAGUGGGGUAGAAAAGUGAGCUGAUACUUGAAAUUCAAUAUCUGCCUCAACGGCAAACUCGAAUGCCAACACUAACUACCCAUCUGAUUAAUUGCAACAACAAAUACAAACAACAACAACCAUAGUUGUAGGAGCAUCAAUUGCAGCCGCGUCACACCAUCGCCAUCGUCAACGCCAUCAACAACAUCAACAUCAGCUUGUGCUGAACAGUGCUGCAACACACUUCCGAUCCGCACCAACACCGGCUUUCUUUCCAAAGCCAGCCUACUUGUUAUUGCAUAUGGGAACUUCUUGCUGCAUAAACGCCUGCUAGUAAUACACUCGUAAAAUACUUGGAAUUACACGAAAUUGCACUUUUCACAGCAAAGGCUUCAAAUUACAUACUUACAAACACAUAAGUAAAAACAAGAGUGAAAACUUUGCAAAAAUAUUAAAAACCAAUAUUCGUGUGCAAGUUUGUUGCAAAAAACGGUUAAAGUGAAAAAAAAGAUUCGAAAAAAUCAGCAAAAGGUUUUCCUGCAGCGAAAAAAGACCACAAUGAAACCAACCAAAGAAAAUUAUAAAGUCAUCAAAUAAGGAAGUGCAUGAAGAAAAUUGUAAGUGCAAACAAAUCUCUAGAUACUGUCGUGCAUGUAUGUAAGUGUGUAUAACUAACUGUUAGGGAGUCGCAGCGAUUAUAUUACACGCCGCAAAUUGCAUAACUGCAAAUCACUUUGCAGCCACAGAGAAGCGAAGAAAUAGAAACAUAAUACAAAAGCCACAGGAGCAAAAGAAAAGUGUUAGAGAUCAGAUUUGCGGGCAGAAGAACAAAGUAGUCGCAGAAAAAUAACUAGGCAAGCGGAUAGUUGUGAGAAGCGCAGCGGUAACGCGGAAGAAUAAAUUUGCCGAGGCAAACGCGUCGCAAAACCCAACUGACUGUACAUAGGCCGCAAGAAGGUGUAUACGGGUGCAGGGGUAAGAAAAAUAAGACGUAGCAAAGGAAGUAAUCACUUGCCCGGUAAACAACAGCAAUUUAAGACAGUCAGACUUUAUGCACGCACACUCGAAGUAGAGAAGAUCGAAGGCGAAAAACGAAAGAACCAGCUUCGAAAAACAACCAGAAAACGAAAAUAGGAAUAAUGGCAACGAAAACUGUUAUAAAUACAAAUGCACCUUCAGCGCGUGGCAUCUCUAUUGUAAUUGACCAAGAUCAAGCAACACAACAGCACCACCAACAACUUAUUGUCAAUUGUCAGCAAGAAACGUUAAGGUCGUCACAGAAAGCUGAAAAUGGCAAGAUCACCAUCUAUCAAAAUACAGUCACAACAAGAACACAAAUGGCACCAACACCGUCAACGGCAAUAACUAGAACAGUGGUCACUAAGUUGCAACCACAACCAAGUAAAUUGGUGGCGUCAACAAAGACAGCAACAACACGAAUUGGUGUUAACCAUGGUCAUAAUUAUCCAUAUAACGAACGUAACAAUGAUGAUGUUGCCGGUAGUAAUGAAGAUCCAAAUGAUGAGCGCGCAUUUCGUCGUUCAUUUACCAUUCAAAGUGGUGAGUUCGGAAAUGAUCAAAAAACUAGUUACACCACAAGUAAGCACACAAUUGUUACCUCUACCGCAGUCCCAACUUUUCCACACUUACUGUUGAAAGUGGCUAAUGAAAGAGGAAAAUCUAGUAAUGAACAUAGCAGCAGCGCCGGCAACUCCGAAGAAAUGGUCGAAACGAAUGGAAACGAAGAUAAUUUAGUUAGAGCUGGAAUUUCUGUUGGAAAAUUGCAAGUAAAUAGAAAUGUUGCCGUUGCCGCUAACGUUGCUGAGGCCACAGGUGUUGCGAGCGUAAAUAGUCAAAAUGGACAGAGCACAGACAUAAGCACAUCGGCUACAACCAAUACAAAGACAACAAUAAAACCGACUGUAAAUGGUCAAACUAACCAGCAUGGCAUGAUGAUCAUACAGUGCAAUGUUGAUGAUGAACAUCAUCAUGACAAUAACGAAGAACGUGAUGAGGCUGCACAUGAUCGCCAUACUAAUAAUUAUGAUCAUCAUGAUCAUGUUGGAUCACUUGUUGUGGCAGCGACUGCGAGUGCGCCGUCUAAUAUAAAUCACAACGAAAGUUGUGUGACUAGUGUUGUUGAAAAUGGUCAAAACGCGUUUGAACGUAUUUGUACGAAUGGCCUAAGUGGUAGCGAACGUGAUCGCCAUGAAGCUGGUAAUAGUCUCUGCAAUACAGAUGUCCAACAGCAGCUGGAAAGCACAGACGUGAACGCGAAUGCGAAUGCGAUUGUCGCGAACAGUCCAACCACGGCAACGGCUAAGGCUACGAAAGCAGAUUGUGCAAGUGCACUGACCGUAACAGACGCUGUACGCAGACGCAGUGACGAUCAGACAAAUGCGAAUUCAACGCAAACGCUAACACAAAAUCAAAUAGAAGCAACUCAAUCCCAAUUGCAUGUGCUGAAGAUACAGAUUAAGCCAGAAAAAGUGAAUGAACAAAACGAGAAACAAGUGACAGUGGUGACCCUUAAAGAGGCACAAGUGCAAGAAAAACAAAAACAACAACCAAAAACAAGCCAAACUAAAGAACUGAAUCGUAUAGCUCCAGUGCAUAUAACCGAAAUACUUGAAGAGCAGAGUGCGCGUCCACAACCAACGGGUGAAAGUGCGUACGAUCUACAUUUGAACAGCGAGAAAAUGGUGCAGAAGCCAACUACAGCAAUGUCAGUAACGGCAACGCCAAUGACGGGCGCAUUGGCGUCGUCGACAAUUCUUAAUUCGGGCGCGGUAACCGUGUCGGGCGGGAAUGCAAACACAAACUUGAAUUUGAACACAGGCGCAAUCAUCAACGGCAAUGCAAACAGUAACGGCACAAACAACGGGCACGCGAACAACACGAUUACAUCGGGCAAUACAACUGUCACCGAACUAAAUGUGUCAAAUCCUUCGUAUUUAUACUACGUUAUGUCCAGUGGCCAGUUUUCACCUUGUGACACACUAGAUAGCGGCACUGGCAGCGAUUUGGAGAGUAAUGGCAAUAUCACACCAGGUACACCAUCACCACAAAGCAAGCUCCAGUGUACACUUGAUAAACUUAAAGCAGCUGCUCAAUCCUCUUCACAGAACAGUACAAAUGGUAGUAGUGCACCAAAAAUGGAAUUACAUAUGAAGGCCACUAAAAUACGUCUAAAUGGGAGCGCUAAGAAAUCAGCGUUGGGCUCCUCAAGCUCCGCCACAAAGUCACAUACAAAUGGCGACCAUGCACGCGCUGGCAGCUUCACUGAUAGUGAGGAAAGCGAAUCGUCCUCACUCAGCUGUGAUUCACUUCAUUCCACCGAAUUUAUACGCCAGUCAUCAGUUUCGCCGACAACUCAGAAAACGUGCGGCAAUACUGCGUCAGCGGCGCACGUCAAAAUGUUGGGCGCCUUCUUGCCAGAUUCUUUGUUGCGCGAUAUACGCGAUCGCAAAUUUCCCACAAACGAUUUUGAGGCGAAAUAUGGCGAUGGUGGUAGUGUUGGCAGCGCUGAUGGUGGCAGUGAAGGGGAUGGUGAUGGUGAUGUCACUACAACUCCUUUGCCCGAUGUCAUCAACGAACAGGAUUACAUUCGUGUUGAUCAUGCGAAAUUCUUAAAGGAACACAACAGCAACAACAUUGCCGUUAACAACAGUCACAACAAUAAACGUUUGUCGCUGCCAAAUAAAACGUUCGUAUUAAACGCGGAUAACGGUACAUUUGUCGAUGUGAAAAUGAAUUCGAUGCCGCGCAAAUACGAAGCAGAUAAAUAUUACAAUUUCCAUGUGAAGGAGCAUGAAAAUUUUCGUAGUUUCGAUAUUGGUGCUGCAGCCAAUCUUGGCGGUGGUGAUCUGGAAAGUUUUUCCGAAUAUGAAACGAAAAGUUUACACGACGACGCCUUCGCAGGCUAUAAGGAUAUACGUUGUGGCUCGGCCACAUCAACCAUACGUUCGUCGAAGGGAACGGUGCGCGGAGUCAAGAAUCGUGUGCGCAAUGGAAUAGCCACAUUCUUACAAAUGCAGCAGCCAAAUGUUAAGAACUUCAAGGAAAAGGAUGCGGGAAAGGUGGUCCUCUACACAACGAGUAUGGGCAUCAUACGAGACACCUAUGCCAAAUGUGCAAAUGUCAAACAGAUACUGCGUACGUUACUAGUGAAAUUCGAAGAACGAGAUGUUUUCAUGAGCAUCGAGUACCAGCAAGAGAUAAAGGAGCGAAUGCACUCGGAAACGAUAAAAGUACCUCAACUCUUCGUGGAAGGCCAACACAUUGGUGAUGCUGACACCGUGGAACGACUCAACGAAUCUGGUGAACUGCGCCAGUUGCUCAAACCAUACAAGUCAAUUGCCACCACGUUCACUUGUCAAACAUGCGGCGGCUACCGCCUACUGCCGUGUCCCUCGUGCAAUGGCUCAAAGAAAUCGGUGCAUCGAAAUCACUUUACAGCUGAAUUUGUGGCACUGAAAUGCAUGAAUUGUGAUGAAGUGGGACUGGUUAAAUGUCACAAUUGUUAAGCAGCGAGUCUAACGAGGAGGAGGAGUAAAUGAAGCCUGCAGCUACUUGCAUACAUAGUUUAGCGAUUAAUUAACAGGCGGCAGCAAUGAAGCUUAAUGGACAGCUAACAGGCAAUUGACGAUUGUCAUAUGGCGGAGAGAAGUACUAAAUACGAUGGCGCGCCACGUGCAUAUAUAGGUAGAAUUAAUUACUAACUACUUCUAACUAAGUUAAGCAACGAAAUAGUCACUCAAUAUUUUUUAUGGUUUCUUUAUUUUUCUUUAAACACUAAGUUUUUUUUUUUGUUUUGCUAUUGCGUUGCUUAUAAGUAGGAUUACGCUUCUUCUUUUUUAUUAUUGUUUUUAUUUUAAAUAUAUCAGUAGUGCAAUAGCGCAAUUUAUUGUUAAGAAAUACAUAUUUACAUACAUAUUUUUAUAAAAGACACAACCAUGAACUAAUUAUUGGAUAGCAAUUCAAACAAAAAUAUUUAACGAACGAUUGCUUUGCUGACCUUAGCAAUAUUUAUUGUUUUUUUUUUAAUUGUUUAAUUAACUCUAUCUAUUUACAUAUGUAAAUUUAUAUUGUACAAUAUAAUUAAAAGUACGUGUACACAAAAGUCUUCGAUUUGAUUGACGGUCACGAGGGUAUUCGAAUUUAUUGUAUAUCGUCGAUUGUUUAAACUGCAAAUAUGACGGUUGUGAUAAUUUAACACAGAUAUUAGAAAACAACUAAAAACAAAUAAAAGGCAGAUAAGAAGAAUAAAGUAUUGGUUAAAAAAUGUUAAUUUUAACUUUAUAGAAAUCCACAAUAAUAUAAUCUGCACGUAUGCAAAUAUGAAAACUCAAACAUCAUUUCAUUAGACCAGUUCACGCUUGCUUGUGUAUGAGAUUAGCCUGUUCAUACCUGUUCUUUCAAAUGCUAAAUUCGUAAACAACAUUAUUUUAAGAAUUUUACAAAUUUUUCAUCUUUUCUUACACAUACCAGGCCAGUUAACGUUUGUUUUUUUAUGAGGUGUUAGUCAUUUUCGACCUUUGACAGUGCGAAGUGUUUGUGUGGCGCAGUAUAGAUAUUUCUAAAGUGUAAAAAAAUAUUCUUUGAAAAUGUAAAAUAGAAAACAGCUUGGAUUCAAUAAUUUAGAAAAAUAAUGCAUAUUUAAUCACCCAUAAUUACUAUUUCCUAUUAAAUAGAGAUACUACUGUGAUCAAACUAAAAUAUAGCCUUCCAAUUUAAACUUCGGAGGUGCAUAUUUCGACUUCACAAAUAUAUAUACUUUUUUUUGCUUGAUUGGUUCUAGUUGGAAGACUUACAUAUAUAUUUUGAAAGGAAAUUGGCUAAUCAGUACAAUAUUUGGUAUAAAAAAUUUUAAAAAACAAAUUAACAAAAUCACUUUAACUCAAAAAACAGUAUACAAAUUAAAACAAAACCUUUUUUAAAGAGAUUUUUGACAACAUUUCGGCAUAAUUCGCGCUUUACAUUGCCAAUUUCACGCUGAAUUUUAUUCUUCAAAACUUCAGUUGUUGUUAACAUCUCGAUAUCGCAAUCCUUUGGCUGUAAACGCGUAUUUAGAGAAAUAUAAAAAUGUAUCUGAAUUUUCCAAUACCCAAAUAAGGCAUUUGUUUGUGUUUAUGUAGUCACUCAAAUUGAAAAAACCGUCCGCUCCGUAGUAACUAUUAAUUAUUUUCAUAAGGUUUUCGCGCGAAAUCGAACUAAUUUUAGUAAAUUGUGGGUUUUUUACUUAACAUAUAUAAAAAAAAACGCCAUCGAACUGUGACAACAAAAGUUUCUUAUUCAAUUAAUUUAAUUUUUGAAGAAUACCAUCGUCCACCUACACAAGUGAGAGUAAAUUGGCUUAAUACAAAAAUAACUGCAAAAAGGCUAAUUUUACUGGUUUUAAACACAUACUAUUGCGUAUAAGCAUACCGAAUGUAAAAUAAAGAUUUUAUUAAAAAUUAAACACAUAAUGUAUACUAAUAAAUAAUUAAAAGACUCAAUUUGAACCAGAUCAAAAGAAAAGAAUAAUUAAUUUCUAAAUUUCUAAAUGAUAUUUCUACCGAAAAGUCGAUAUAUUUAGAACUACUUACAAACAUUAAGUUCGAUAUAAAAAUACAUUUUGUGGUAGCAGUUCUUUAAAAGACAAACUGACAAUUAAAAAAUGUAUGCGACAGCAAGCAAUCUAGUUUUUAAGAGGAAUGACUAGCAGCGAUCCUCAAUCCUUCAGUAUAUUUAUGUCCUCGUGCGCCAUUUUCCCUCCCAAAAAGUAUUCCUGUUUAUUGAUUUUUUGAUGUAAAUAAUCAAAAAAAUACAUAAAAGCCCACUUUUUAUAUACACCCAAACACAUACAUAUUUUUAAGCACUUGAUGGCCCGAUAAUAAGUAUAAGCAAAUGUUAUUCUAUACACAAUCAGUUCUAUCUAAUACGAGUAUAUGCAUAUAUGUAGUUAAAAUUGACGCAAAAAGGGUUCGUUAAAAAUAAUAAUACAUAUAUUCUAAAACAAUUUUUUUAAAUAUUUGUAUGUAUGUAUAGUUUACACCAAAAUAGUUUGAUAGUUAAUUUAUAGGCAAGACCAUUUGCAAGCAUAUAUACAUAUGUAUGUCCUACAUAUAUUACAUAUCUUAUAUAUUGAUCUAGCCAUAAUUCUACUAAAAUAUAAUCGUGUCUUAUAUCAGAGAAAAUAAUUAAGGAAUAAAACUAAGUUAGAGUGGCGCUAGCUGCGUUUGACAUUGUUGCUUUAAUGCGAGCUCUGUGAAGUACCAUAAGAGCUUACAUACAUACAUAUGUAUUAUAUUAAAAAGUCGAAUCGAAUAAAAACGUGUCUCGUAGUGCCUCUCUAAAAUAAAGAAGCAUCAUUUAUGCAAAAAAGCGAUUAUUUUUGUGAAACGAUUUUAGAAAUAAAGCGAAUAAAGUAAAGUAAUUAAUAUAG